AUGUUCUUCGCGCUGCUGUUCGUCUUCUUUCGGGUCCUUCAGAUCGUCACUCUGAUCCCCUGCAUGGGCAUGCUCGCCUGGUUCGUCGAUGGUUUCGUCAAGCAAAACGCUCUCACUCCCGACUCCAUCCUGAUCCUCUUCAUCGUCUCGGUGCUCGCACUUGCCUGGACCCUCUUCACCCUCUUCAGCUACCACCGGUCCUCCACCAACGCCCACUUUGUCGCUUUCGUCGACAUCCUCUUCUUCGGUGCCUUCAUCGCUGCCGUCUACUACCUGCGCUAUGUCCGCUACUCAGACUGUGUGAGCAUCCGCCGCGCUGAGGACUGGGAUGUCACCGUGGGCGAUGUCCGUGUCAUUGGACCCAGCUACAACCUUGUCAACGACAAGCCCUGCUCCAUGCUCAAGGCUUGCUGGGCCUUUGGCAUCAUGAACAUUAUCUUCUUCUUCACCACCGCUGUCGUCGCUUUUAUGCAUGGCGGCCACAUGAGCGCCUACGACCGCAGCCACAGCAGCCGCCGCUCCUACCACUCCAGCCGCCACAGCCACCGAAGCAGCCGAUCUCGCUCUGGCUCUCGCUACAGCGGCAGCCGCCCUCACUCUCGUCGUGUCUACGUCUAA
This is a messenger RNA of Fusarium falciforme, 618 nucleotides long. RefSeq lists its product as hypothetical. Lineage: Eukaryota; Fungi; Ascomycota; Sordariomycetes; Hypocreales; Nectriaceae. The coding region runs from base 1 to 618 and encodes 205 amino acids. The record is from RefSeq and is a predicted model, not a curated record. The transcript is spliced from 2 exons.